Aspergillus puulaauensis is the source of this 1755-nucleotide messenger RNA. Its product is annotated as peptide MFS transporter. Gene Ontology annotation, cellular component: fungal-type vacuole; plasma membrane. Gene Ontology annotation, molecular function: dipeptide transmembrane transporter activity; tripeptide transmembrane transporter activity. The record is from RefSeq and is a predicted model, not a curated record. NCBI's taxonomy places the organism in Eukaryota, Fungi, Ascomycota, Eurotiomycetes, Eurotiales, Aspergillaceae. Gene Ontology annotation, biological process: transmembrane transport. The transcript is spliced from 4 exons. Bases 1 to 1755 code for a protein of 584 amino acids.
AUGUCUGCUGCAGAGCAUGGCGUUGAGGCCGCUCAGUCGGCACUCGCUGGCGAUAACCCUAUCACUACUGCUCCUGUGAUUGAGAAGGAUCAGAUUGUCGGCCAAUCCGAGAAGGCUCUCGCUGAAACUCCUGAUGGCGAGGAACCCAACGACGAGGAGAACAGAACUCUCCGGCACGUUGCAGAGAACCUUCCCAUCUCUGCCUGGCUAGUUGCAUUCGUCGAAUUGUGUGAGCGUUUCACCUACUAUGGCAUGUCGGGAAUGUUUCAGAACUAUGUCCAACGUCCAUUGGACGGAAGUGAAGGACGUGGUGCGCUGGGUAUGGGGCACCAGGGAGCUACUGGCUUAACCACUUUCUUCCAAUUUUGGUGCUACGUCACACCGAUUAUUGGUGCGAUCGUUGCCGACCAGUACCUCGGCAAAUACAAGACCAUUGUUCUUUUCUGUGGUGUCUAUUUGGUUGGAUUGUUGAUUCUUGUUCUCACUUCAAUCCCCACCGCUCUUGAGAAUGGAGCAGGCCUUGGAGGAUUUAUCGCGGCUAUUCUCGUCAUCGGUCUGGGGACUGGUGGUAUCAAGAGUAACGUUGCUCCCCUGAUUGCGGACCAAUAUAAGCGCAAGAGGAUGGCAGUGUCGACUACUAAGAAGGGCGAGAGGGUUGUCAUUGACCCGUCUCUUACAAUUCAGCGCAUUUACAUGAUCUUCUAUGGCUGUAUCAACAUCGGAUCCCUCUCGUUGUUGGCUACACCUUACAUGGAGCGGGAUAUCGGAUUCUGGUCAGCUUACUUGCUCUGCCUGUGCAUGUUUGCGGUUGGUACCGCUGUUGUCAUCUGCGGACGCAAGUUCUACGUCGUCCGUCCUCCUCAAGGAUCGGUCAUCACCGACGCCUUCAAGGCUCUCUGGAUCAUGGUCAUCAACCGCAACAUGGACGCCCCCAAGCCCACUUGGCAGGCCGAGAAUGGUGGCAACAGACCCUAUGUUCCCUGGGACGACCACUUUAUUGAUGAGCUUAAGCGUGCCCUUGUCGCUUGCCGCGUAUUCUGCUUCUAUCCCAUUUACUGGGUUGUUUACGGCCAGUUCUCCAGCAACUUUGUCACCCAAGCUGGUCAGAUGCAAGGACACGGCAUUCCCAACGAUCUGAUGCAAAACUUCGACCCGAUCUCCAUUAUCGUGUUCAUUCCGGUCUUGGAAACCCUGGUGUACCCCGUUCUCCGUCGUCUGCGCAUUCGGUUCCGCCCCAUCUCUCGUAUCUCGCUCGGUUUUAUCGUCGCUUCUCUGGCCAUGAUGUACGCUGCUAUUGUUCAGCACCUCAUCUACUCCGCCGGGCCAUGUUACGAAUCCCCUGGGUGUGAUGCUUCGAUUGUCGAUGGUUCAGCGCAGGGCAACAACAUCCAUAUUGCCAUCCAGACACCCGCCUACUUCUUCAUCGGUAUUUCUGAGAUUUUCGCCUCGGUGUCCGGUCUCGAGUACGCCUACACCAAGGCACCACCAUCCAUGAAGUCGUUCGUGCAGUCGAUGUACCUGCUCACCAACGCGUUCGGAUCUGCCCUCGCCGAGGCCCUGACCCCCGCUGCCUUCGACCCAGCCAUCAUGUGGAUGUUUGUUGGCCUGGCAUGCGCCUCGUUCCUCGCCGGUAUCCUCUUCUUUGCCAUUUACCACCACCUCAACGACCAAGAAGAUGCCAUGAAUGCUCUUGAUGCCGACGACCCUGAGGGACCUCCCCCGCAGUACGCGGAGAAGAGGGAGCAGGAGAACUAA